CGAAUAUUUUUUCUGCACUACUAAAAAUAUAAUAAAAAAAUAUGAAAAUAGAAAUAAUAAUAACAUAAAGAAAAAGAACAAAUUCCGUUGCUUCGAUUUCUGCAUCAAUUCAUCAUCGUCGUCGUCGUAUUGUAUCCGUGAUAAUGGAUGGACCAAUCCAAGAGGGUAGUAGCGUGGAUUCGUUCUUGCGGAACUAUAAGCUCGGAAAGACACUUGGAAUCGGGUCGUUUGGUAAAGUUAAAAUUGCCGAACAUACGUUGACGGGUCACAAAGUUGCUGUGAAGAUCCUGAACCGCAAGAAAAUAAAGAAUAUGGAUAUGGAAGAGAAAGUUAGAAGAGAAAUCAAGAUUUUGAGACUGUUUAUGCAUCCCCAUAUAAUUCGUCUAUACGAGGUUGUAGAGACGCAUUCCGAUAUAUACGUCGUAAUGGAAUACGUCAAAGCCGGUGAAUUGUUCGAUUACAUUGUGGAGAAGGGCAGGUUGCACGAGGAGGAAGCCCGUGUCUUUUUUCAGCAGAUAAUCUCGGGAGUGGAGUAUUGCCAUAGGAAUAUGGUGGUACAUAGAGACCUAAAACCCGAGAACUUGCUUUUGGAUUCUAAAUGCAAUGUAAAAAUUGCUGAUUUCGGUUUGAGUAAUAUAAUGCGUGACGGCCAUUUCUUGAAGACAAGUUGUGGAAGCCCCAAUUAUGCUGCUCCGGAAGUUAUAUCCGGUAAACUAUACGCGGGACCCGAAGUGGACGUAUGGAGCUGUGGUGUUAUACUCUACGCACUUCUUUGUGGGACCCUUCCGUUUGACGAUGAAAACAUUCCUAACCUUUUCAAGAAAAUCAAGGGUGGAAUAUAUACGCUCCCCAGCCAUUUAUCUGGUGGUGCUCGGGAUUUAAUUCCGAGAAUGCUUAUAGUUGAUCCUAUGAAACGAAUGACAAUACCCGAAAUCCGUGCACACCCUUGGUUUCAAGCUCAUUUGCCGCGCUAUUUGGCUGUGCCGCCACCUGAUACAGUGCAGCAAGCUAAAAAGAUCGAUGAAGAGGUUCUUCAGGAAGUGCUUAGGAAGGGAUUCGACAGGAAUAUGCUCGUUGAUUCUAUUCGGAACAGGCUUCAAAACGAGGGUACUGUUACGUACUAUUUGCUGCUCGACAAUCGGUUUCGUCUUUCCAGUGGCUACCUUGGAUCCGAAUUCCAGGAGACUUUGGAAUUCGACUAUAGUAAUAGCAUGAAUCAAAGUCAAUCUGUAGCAUCUCCCGUUGGUCAACGAACUCCUGGAGCCGUUGAUUAUCAACAAUUUGGAGUGAGGCAGUUUCCAGUCGAUAAAAAAUGGGCACUUGGACUCCAGUUCCUUGAUAGAUUUUCUUAG
Erythranthe guttata (spotted monkey flower) is the source of this 1352-nucleotide messenger RNA. The record is from RefSeq and is a predicted model, not a curated record. NCBI's taxonomy places the organism in Eukaryota, Viridiplantae, Streptophyta, Magnoliopsida, Lamiales, Phrymaceae.